Austrofundulus limnaeus is the source of this 355-nucleotide messenger RNA. RefSeq names its product ral guanine nucleotide dissociation stimulator. The record is from RefSeq and is a predicted model, not a curated record. Lineage: Eukaryota; Metazoa; Chordata; Actinopteri; Cyprinodontiformes; Rivulidae.
UGUGAGUCAUGAUUGUGCUGAUCGCCUCACACCGCAGCGAUGAUCCAACAGAGCUGAUUGAGCCUCACGGGGGAGCAGAGCCGGUACUGACGCUUCGGAGGGUUUUGAAAACGCCGAGGAAACGUCUCUGAAAUGCCGCUGUGACCGACCGCACCGCUCGGCAUCCAUGGUCUAUUUGUCCGGGACGCAAACCGAGGCGCGCAGCGUCAAACCGGGACAGCUGCUCGAAAUGUUCGACUCGUCGUGGAAGGUGCGGAACAUUUGGGACGGGGUGAAGCUGGAGGUGGCGGAGGACCCCAGCCCGGUGGUCCUGCACAGCUUCACACACCUGGACCCGGACCUGCCUCUGGUCGAG